Molecule: messenger RNA, 1319 nt
Organism: Dipodomys spectabilis (banner-tailed kangaroo rat)
Lineage: Eukaryota; Metazoa; Chordata; Mammalia; Rodentia; Heteromyidae
Gene: Kcnj8
Product: potassium inwardly rectifying channel subfamily J member 8
Exons: 2
Coding region: 18-1286 (422 amino acids)
Biological process (GO): regulation of monoatomic ion transmembrane transport; potassium ion import across plasma membrane
Cellular component (GO): plasma membrane
Molecular function (GO): ATP-activated inward rectifier potassium channel activity
Source: RefSeq, a predicted model, not a curated record
CCCCGCCCCGCGGCGCCAUGCUGGCCCGGAAGAGCAUCAUCCCGGAGGAGUUCGUGCUGGCGCGGAUCGCGGCCGAGAACCUGCGGCGGCCGCGCGUGCGGGACCGGGCGGCGCGCGCGCGCUUCCUGGCCAAGAGCGGCGCCUGCAACCUGGCGCACAAGAACAUCCGCGAGCAGGGCCGCUUCCUGCAGGACAUCUUCACCACGCUGGUGGACCUCAAGUGGCGCCACACGCUCGUCAUCUUCACCAUGGCCUUCCUCUGCAGCUGGCUGCUCUUCGCGCUCGUCUGGUGGCUCGUGGCCUUCGCGCACGGCGACCUGCACGCCUACAUGGACGCCGCGGCCGCCGCGGCCCCGCCCCCGGUGUGCGUCACCAACGUGCGGUCCUUCGCCUCCGCCUUCCUCUUCUCCAUCGAGGUGCAGGUGACCAUCGGCUUCGGAGGCCGGAUGAUGACGGAGGAGUGCCCGCUGGCCAUCACGGUGCUCAUACUGCAGAACAUCGUGGGCCUGAUCAUCAACGCCGUGAUGCUGGGCUGCAUCUUCAUGAAGACGGCCCAGGCCCACCGCCGGGCCGAGACGCUCAUCUUCAGCCGCCACGCCGUCAUCGCCGUGAGGAACGGCCGUCUGUGCUUCAUGUUCCGCGUGGGGGACCUGAGGAAGAGCAUGAUCAUCAGCGCCUCGGUGAGGAUCCAGGUGGUCAGGAAGACCACCACCCCCGAGGGCGAGGUUGUGCCCAUCCACCAGGUGGACAUCCCCGUGGACAACCCCAUCGAGAGCAACAACAUCUUCCUGGUGGCCCCGCUGAUCAUCUGCCACGUGAUCGACAAGCGCAGCCCCCUGUAUGACAUCUCGGCCAACGACCUGGCCACCCAGGACCUGGAGGUCAUCGUCAUCCUGGAGGGGGUGGUGGAGACUACAGGCAUCACCACCCAAGCCCGGACCUCGUACGUGGCCGAGGAGAUCCAGUGGGGCCACCGCUUCGUGUCCAUCGUCACCGAGGAGGAGGGCGUGUACUCGGUGGAUUACUCCAAGUUUGGCAACACGGUGAAGGUGGCCGCUCCCCGCUGCAGCGCCCGGGAACUGGACGAGAAGCCGUCCAUCCUCAUCCAGGCCUUGCAGAAGAGCGAGCUGUCCCACCAGAACUCGCUGCGCAAGCGCAACUCCAUGCGCAGGAACAACUCCAUGAGGAGGACCAACAGCUCUCUGCGCAAGAGCAACGCAGCCCUGCUGGUCCCCAAGGUCCAAUUCGUGACCCCCGAGGGCAGCCAAGGCCCAACUGAAUCCUGACCGCAAGAUAUCCAACUUGGAUGGGAGUUUGGA